UGUUCCUGCUCGCCCUUAUCCUCAUGUCCUGCCCAGUGUUUGUGUGAAACCACGGUGGUGAACUGUGUUAGCCAAGACUUGAGCUCCAUCCCACAGCCCCUUCCAGAAAACAUCACCGCGCUUAACAUCAGUGGAAACGAUAUAAGGAAUCUGAACAAUGAGUCUUUCCCAAGGCCGCUGGAACAUUUAACACACCUUUAUGUGUCUGGAAGCCAAGUGGAGGAAUUGGACUCCAUGGUGUUUAAAAACGUGCCAAGUCUGCGUUUAGUUGACCUCAGCAACAACAGGAUUUCACAGUUCAGCGUUGAGGCUUUACCUCAAGACAACAAGAUCGAGGUUCUAAACCUCAGCAAAUCCUUAUACAAUCACUCCUACAUCGGUGUGUUUGCAGAUCUUUUCAAACACAGCCUGCCUAAGGUUUCCCAUCUUGAUUUGUCCAAUAAUGACCUGGUGCUCCUUCCAGAAGGCAUAUUCACAGGUUUGUCGGACCUCACUGUUUUGGAUUUGAGGAACAACUCCCUUGUUACAAUCAGGAAUGAUACGUUAUGCAAUCGGGCACUUAAAGAGUUGGACUUACGAGACAACGCGUUGAAAGUCCUGCCCAACGUGACCCUAGAGGAGCUCAGUUCGAUCCCUGAUUUGCGAGUUAGACUCGCAGGAAACCCCUGGCGCUGUGAUUGCAAUAUUGAGGACAUGUUGAUUUGGUUGGAGAGACAU
This is a messenger RNA of Sinocyclocheilus anshuiensis, 717 nucleotides long. RefSeq names its product trophoblast glycoprotein-like. The annotation marks the transcript as partial. The transcript has a single exon. Lineage: Eukaryota; Metazoa; Chordata; Actinopteri; Cypriniformes; Cyprinidae. Gene Ontology annotation, cellular component: plasma membrane. The record is from RefSeq and is a predicted model, not a curated record. Gene Ontology annotation, molecular function: protein binding.